Molecule: messenger RNA, 723 nt
Organism: Penicillium olsonii
Lineage: Eukaryota; Fungi; Ascomycota; Eurotiomycetes; Eurotiales; Aspergillaceae
Source: the annotation of a GenBank genome assembly
AUGCGUUACUUCAUCGCUGCUUCUAUCCUGGCCACCGGUGCCAUGGCUUCAAGCGCAGCUGAUUACCUCCAGUGUGCCAGCGCCGCCCUCAGCUCAGCCGACACUUCAGCCUUCGGAGACUGUGACAGCAAGUCCGCCCAAGAAUGCUUCUGUGACAACAAAGACGCCCUAAGCAGCCUGAGCAAGGAUGCCGCAACCGCCUGCGCCGGCAUCGACAUCAGCUCCCUCACCGAUAGCCUCUGCAGCAGCUCUCGCCAAGCCGAUGUCGCGCCAGCCCGUCACGCCUCCAAGCCCAUGAUGCUAGCCGACCCUCACAAGCGAGCCUUUGCCCCCCAGGCCGAAAGCCCCGCUUCUGCAGCCCCGGCUGUUCCUCGCGUCGUGUACGUGACCGAGACGAAGACCGAUUGCAGCUGCAAGAGCACUCCUGCCCCUGACUCGAAGCUGGCACACAUCUCCCAGAUCCCUGUUGAUGUGCCUGUCGCUAGCAGCGCCAUGCCCAGUAUGGCUGUUGGCUCUAGCCCGGCUGGUCACUCUCAUGUCCCUAUGGGCGCUGCUUCUUCUGUCGUGUUCGGUUCGCAGGCUUCAGCUGCUACUCCUAUGCCCUCUGGUGCGGAUCCUAACCGAUACUCCUCAUUCCAGGGGGCUGCGGCCCCGAGUGCUGCUGUGCAUGGUGUCGCUGCUGUUGGUGUCGCCGCUGUCAUGGCAUUGAUGGUCGCUCUGUAA